AUGUCUGCCAUCAGUGUCGAAUGUUAUGCCAGGUUUAAAUAUCUGGCUGACGCCCUCCCCGAGCGCUUCCAACCAGCAGUUGCCGAAGCGCAAGCCGCCCUGCCAUCGCUCCUCGACGGGGGUUACCCAGUGGUUCUCACACACGCCGACCUCAACGAGAUGAAUAUACUGAUCAAUUCCAAUACCGGCGAAAUCACAGGCAUUAUCGAUUGGUCAUCUGCGAGCAUCCAACCUUUUGGCUUCUCCCUGUACGCGCUAGAAGAUGCCCUGGGCGACAUGCGCGCUGACGGGUGGAAAUGGUAUGAUAACGCGGACGAGCUAAGGGCUGCAUUCUGGAAGGCGUUUAAGGAACGGACGGGACUAUCUGAGCCCCAGCAAAGGCUCGCUCAGCUUGCAGCAAAGGCUGGAAUCCUCACCCGCUACGGUAUCGCCUACGAUGCCGGCUUCUCUGGGCCGAUAGGGACGGAGGAUUUCAGAUACCUUGACGCGCUCCUCUAA
Messenger RNA from Diaporthe batatas, 498 nucleotides. RefSeq lists its product as uncharacterized. The coding region runs from base 1 to 498 and encodes 165 amino acids. The record is from RefSeq and is a predicted model, not a curated record. The transcript is spliced from 2 exons. Lineage: Eukaryota; Fungi; Ascomycota; Sordariomycetes; Diaporthales; Diaporthaceae.